GCAGUCCUGAGAGGUGCUCUCGGCUGGGAUCUCAGUGCGUAUGUUGUCUUUUUCCAACUCUUUGUGGAUGUGGCUGCCAUCAAUGACGAACCGAAAGAGGACACUCUGGGAAACUUGUACGUUAGGGCUAUUCCUUUCCCAAACCUCGCUGACCUCUGAAAAGGAUUUAAGCCACUUGGACUUCUCUUUCCCUCGAAUGUUUGUGAAUUUUCAGAAAUCAAAUAAGAAUUUUCUUCAAGUGUGGAGAUGGCAAAGUUGCACAGGCUCUAUGUAUUACUACUAACAGCUCUAGCACUGUGGAGACGUUGUUUGGCAGAAUGGAACGCCACUGAUGGGUCCUCCAACCAAACCGCAUCUGUCUGUCAAGACAACUGCACAGCAGAGAAAGACACAGAACAAUCGAAUGGACACUUCUCAGACUGUCCUAAGGAGCUGCUUUAUUACUGUAUUCAUGGAGACUGUCGUUACAUCAAGGAGCAAAAGGCACCAUCCUGCAGGUGUCACAACAAUUAUGAAGGCGCCAGGUGUGAAUAUGUGUCGUUGGGCUGGCUAAUAGGUGACAGAGGACAAAUCAUAAUAGGCUGCUCCAUUGCAGUGCUUCUGCUGUUGAUGAUCCUCGUUAUUUCCAUCUGCGUCUGUUCACAUCGCAGGUGCAGAACGUGUGGACGGAGCAGAAGACAGACAGAGGAGCUGAGAAACGGAACAGAGAAACGCAGCAUGCUGGACUUGAGUACACCAGAGUCUACAGAACCGACACAUAUCAGCUCAGUAUGAAGACUCUGUCAGGGAUGCCUGUAGGCAUCACAUGUUUACACACAGGGCUGCUUCUGGCUGCAGGCUCACAGUAAAUGCAGGAGGCAUCGGAUGGUCCCUGGUCAGCAUCAAGGCCGAUGAGGAACGCCGCUUCACAGGAAAAUAUGUCAACCUGUGACAGAAGGUCAGAAGAUUCCUCUUGUCCUUCUGGUGACCUGCUGUGUUUGGAACACUAAACAAGCUUAUGGGGGAAAAAACAAAACAAGAGGAAGAUGCCCUCCUGGAUUUAUGAUAAAUACAAAUUGGGGAAGAGUGUUCAGCUGCCUGGGUGCUGAAAAGGAAGCUUUUGUUUAAAAAUUGUGGAGCAACAGACAUGGCCUUUUGCCGAGUGCUGCUGAUCAUGCAGCACCAAAUAAAUUGUUGCUAUGUUGGAAAAAGCUGCGAGGCCAGCUGGCAGCCAAUAAUAACACUCCGUCAGGUUGGCCUGGACCCGGCAUCUGCAGGAGACGCAUCUACACUGUGAGAUGAGAGGAAAACGACUGUCCUUUUAGGGAAACUGAGCUGCAGAGAUCAACCUUUAUUCAGCUUGUAACACAACCACAGCAACAGGCUCGUUUACUGCUUGACUAGCUUUUAUGUGCCACGUAAUGAUCAGUUAUCACUUUCAACUUAUCACUACAGAGCCACGUCUCCACAUAUGCUCGCAGACGACAUUGUUACUCAUGUGCAUGACCAGUUCAAGAAGAGGCCCGUUAAGGUUGGAACUACAUUAACCACACGGUUCAAAAAGAACAAGCAGAUCUUGUGCUGGAGGCCUUUUUUUUAUCUGGAUAUUUGGAGCCGAGUGGCCUGGAGGCUACAGAAAAGAACAGCUGAGUCUGUGUUCAAGGGCUGACAGUGCUGCUCUGUUUCGUUUCGCAGCUGCCAAACUUUCCCUGAGAUUUCAGGAUGUAACUAUGUAGACAUGAACUCGGAGUCAGGUAAACCUCUCAUUUAUAUCACUUAUCAAUAAACAUGCUGUUGCUUACUUUACUUUUACUAAAAAAAUCAUGUAUAUUUACCUCUUGACACAAAUCCUUUGCCCACAGUUUGUCUAAAAGAAUAUUUCUGCAAAGAAUCAGAGUCGAAGAGCAGACAAAGUGAAAAAGAUAGUUCACGUUUAAAUUUCUGGAGAAUCCUUUUAUAGCAAUUUUCCAAAUAAAAAAAAUA
Messenger RNA from Poeciliopsis prolifica (blackstripe livebearer), 1962 nucleotides. RefSeq names its product betacellulin, epidermal growth factor family member (gene btc). The coding region runs from base 247 to 774 and encodes 175 amino acids. Gene Ontology annotation, biological process: positive regulation of cell population proliferation; epidermal growth factor receptor signaling pathway; positive regulation of mitotic nuclear division. The transcript is spliced from 5 exons. Lineage: Eukaryota; Metazoa; Chordata; Actinopteri; Cyprinodontiformes; Poeciliidae. The record is from RefSeq and is a predicted model, not a curated record.